AGAGAGAGAUGGGGAGAAGCCCUUGCUGCACCAAGGAGGGCUUGAACAGAGGUGCCUGGACUGCUCACGAAGACAAGAUCCUCAGAGACUACAUUUCUGUGCACGGUGAAGGCCGGUGGCGCAACCUCCCCAAACGAGCAGGUUUGAAAAGAUGUGGCAAAAGUUGCAGACUCCGAUGGCUCAACUAUCUCAGACCAGAUAUUAAGAGGGGUAACAUCACCCCUGACGAAGAAGAGCUCAUCGUCCGCCUUCACAAGCUCUUGGGAAACAGAUGGUCGCUGAUAGCGGGGAGGCUUCCAGGGCGAACAGACAAUGAAAUAAAGAAUUACUGGAACACUAACUUAGGAAAGAAAGUGAAACAUCAUUGUCACCAAAACAAUGCUGCCUCCCCUGGUAGACUCUCUGCUCACCAUCAGGCCGACAGAGCUUCCAAGAAUCAUAAUCCUGCGAAUCUCAAGCCCAAAUCAAACUCCCUGCCUUCUCCGGAUGUUGUCCGUACAAAAGCCGCCAAGUGUUCGAAGGUGAUCAUCACCCCCCGUCCCCCUUCUUCCAGGCAAUUCUUGCAGAUGACCAAGUCUGAAGCAGAGCCGCUUCCGCAGGGUGAUGUUGCGGCGGCGGCUGCCUGCAACCGGACGACGGAGUUACUCGGCGGAGAUGAUAAUCACGCGUUGCUGUCGUCCGGCGCGGUGAUGGAUCAUCAUUAUCAGGAGCCGCCGUCUGCGGAUAUGCUGGUGAAUUUCAACGCGGGAGAGAUCUGCUUGUCGGACUUCCUAAACUCGGAUUUCUCAGAAAUGUGCGACUUCAGUAACAACAGCGUCGACGGCUUGUCCCCAUCAUCCGACGAACCCUUCGUGUUCUCCGACGAAAUUCUGAGAGAUUGGACGCAGAGCAACGUGGAAGACACAAGUGUGGCCAAUAAUCUUCACUCUUUCACAUCCUUCCUUGAAUCCAGUGAGGGAUGGCUGGCAGGGUAAUUAACCAAGGCUUCAGAAAAGAAAUGUAGAUUACUGACUACCAAUAAGCAAGCUAAGUUAGCUUUUUCUCUGCUGAUCAGAUGAAUUAACGUGGGUGUCAGUCAGACUCAGAGGGGCUUAACUACAAAGUUAGGACUUUGUACUGGAUCUGAGUUGUGAAAUAUAUUUCUAUAAAACGCAGGGUUUGGUA
Messenger RNA from Neltuma alba, 1164 nucleotides. Its product is annotated as transcription factor MYB4. The record is from RefSeq and is a predicted model, not a curated record. The transcript is spliced from 3 exons. Bases 9 to 974 code for a protein of 321 amino acids. NCBI's taxonomy places the organism in Eukaryota, Viridiplantae, Streptophyta, Magnoliopsida, Fabales, Fabaceae.